AGCUUCACGUGAAUUUACCGUUUAGCUUCGCACGCGAGAUUGACCAUAUGCGAAACAGCAACUCGUGUUUUCUCCUAAAUUGCGGCAUAUUGACUCAGUAGCGGGAUGAACAGCGCAGUGUACCCUCCUUUGGCCACACCCACUGACAUGUUCAACAACAUGCCCGGCUAUGAGGGCAUGGGUCAAGGUGGUGGAGGUUUCCUGCCACCCCCCAUGCCCACCGAGCCGGUGGCCCCGCCCCAACCGGGCCCCGAGCCCGAGGACUGGAGCAUUCCGUCGUUGUCCGAGGACGUGGCCCGCGAGGCAUUCAAGAGCUUCGCCGCGUCCAACUGCUGCUAUAGCAAAGCGCCCGCCACGGACGGCGUUAUCACGCAGAUGGAGCCGUUCAACACUUACAGGUACCGACUGGAGACCUUCACCGAGUCCAGAUCAACCGAGUGGGGCAACAAACCUCAUGAAGGAGAGAUGCCUGACUUCUACACCCAAACUGCACCUCGACCUUGGGAGAUCCAGGCCACGCCCCCCAAUUUGUUCACCAAUCACACGGAGCUAAUCCGCGUACCCUACACGUCAUCUGUAAAGGAUUGUCAUGACUGCAGCGCAACAGGCAAAAUGCCUUGCAAGGAGUGCGAUGGAAGUGGACAUAAAUCAUGCUGGGUGUGUCACGGCAAAGGCACCAAUAACGACCAGGACUGCUCUCGCUGUAACGCUACAGGCAAAGAAAGGUGCAGGAAGUGUGACGCGAAGGGCUACGAGAACUGUGACACGUGUAAAGGAAAGCGACAACUGCUGACUUUCAUCCAGCUCAAAGUGGAAUGGACGAACAACGUGGAAGAUCACUUGGUGGAGCAGAACAGUGGCUUGACGCUCGAUGACCUGCGCUCAGUUAGCGGCAAGGAGCUUUUCAAGAACAACCAGUACUUGGUUUACCCUCUGAUGGGCUUCCCCCACCCAGCCAUUGGCGAGGCGUCGGCGCGUCUGGUGCAAGAGCACCAGGCCAAGUACGCGCAGAACUCCAGGAUCCUGCAGCAGAGGCAAACGGUGGAGUUGAUCCCGAUCACCAAAGUGAGCUACAAGUGGAAAGGCGACUCUCACGUGUUUUACGUGUUUGGCAACGAGCAGCAAGUCAGCGCCGACAAUUACCCGGCCAAAUGCUGCUGCGUCAUCCUCUAAGACAGGAAGUGCCGGGCGUCCUCCACUUCCUGUUUUGGUUCUUUAGUCUCUGCGUGACCACUGGCAGAGACAAAAUGUGAAAAAGUCGUCAGAUUUGUCCUGCCAAUGCUAGAAAUCAGCUUGAAAUAUCCCAAUUUACUUCAUGAGAAAUUAAUAGAACUAGAAAAAGUGCAUUCUGUAGGCAGAAAUGACAUAAUUCUAGCAUUAAAUUGGAUUCUAAAUCAUUAUUUACUAUCACUGUCCUAUCACUGUAUGAAAAAAAUCUCAUGAAAUUAUAGAUAAUAUCUUGUUUUACACUGUCUAAUUAAAAGAAUUAUUAAAAUUAAUUAAACACAAUUUCUCAUAUUCAAAACUAGACCCAUUCAAAAUCUUAAUGCUGUUUGUUCAACCAUCUCAGGCCGUGUUCUGUGGAUUUAAAAUAAUACAUCAUGUGAAAUAAUUGUUUUUCUUCACUUAAUUGCAUUUUUUUGGAUGAGCUCAAACUACGUUUUUGCAAAUUCAAACAAUAUCCAGUCCAGUCAAUAACAUUUGCUCGGUUUUAUCGGUUUAAUUCAGCAUUAUAAAUAUAUAAAGUAUAUAUAUUAGGGCUGUCAAACGAUUAAGAUUUUUAAUCGAGUUAAUCACAGCUUAAAAAUUAAUCGUAAUAAAUCGCAAUUCAAACCAUCUAUAAAAUAUGCCAUAUUUUUCGGUAAAUUAUCGUUGGAAUGGAAAGAUAAGACACAAGACUGAUAUAUACAUUCAACAUAUGCUACAUAAGUACUGUAUUUGUUUAUUAUAACGAUAAAUCAACAAGAUGGCAUUAACAUUAUUAACAUUGUUAAAGCGAUCCAUAGAUAGAAAGACUUGUAAUUCUUAAAAGAUAAAUAUUACCACAAGUUAUAGAAAUUAUAUAUUAAAACCCCUCUUAAUGUUUUGGUUUUAAUAAAAUUUGUAAAAUUUUCAAUCAAAAAAAUAAACUAGUAGCUCGCCAUUGUUGAUGUCAAUAAUUACACAAUGCUCAUGGUGCUCAAACCCAUAAAAUCAGUCGCACCCAAGCGCCAGCAGAGAGCGAUAAAACACCAAAAAACACAAGUAACAAGUGGACAUGACACUGUGCUGUCAUUUUAAUCUGUGUAAGCGGGGCAUGUUGCGUUAAAUGCGUCAAAUAUUUUAACGUGAUUAACUUAAAUAAUUAUUUACCACCCGUUAACGCGAUAAUUUUGACAGUCCUAAUAUAUAUAGAUUCAACAUACUGUACAUAAGUACUGUAUUUGUUUAUUACAACAAUAAAUCAACAAGCUGGCAUUAACAUUAUUAACAUUCUGUUAAAGCGAUCCAUGGAUAGAAAGACUUGUAGUUCUUAAAAGAUAAAUAUUAGCACAAGUUAUAGAAAUUUAAUAUUAAAACCCCUCCUUAUGUUUUCGUUUUAAUAAAAUUUGUAAAAUUUUCAAUCAAAAAAUAAACUAGUAGCUCGCCAUUGUUGAUGUCAAUAAUUACACAACGCUCAUGGUGCUGAAACCCAUAAAAUCAGUCGCACCCAAGCGCCAGCAGAGUGCGAUAAAACCCCAAAAAACACAAGUAACAAGUGGACAUGACACCGUGCUGUCAUUUUAAUCUGUUUAAGCAGGGCAUGUGCGUUAAAUGCGUCAAAUAUUUUAACGUGAUUAAUUUGAAUAAUUAAUUACCGACCGUUAACGCGAUAAUUUUGACAGCCCUAAUAUAUAUACAGCAGCUUUGAAUUUCAUAACACUUUGUGUAAUGACAAUAAAUGCAUUCUAUUCUAUUCUAUUCUAAAUACACACAUUCAUUAUUGAACAUAAAACUAUACAUUAAUUGACCACUAGCCAACUGAAGGCUUACGUUUAAGUGGAUGGAUUGGAUGUCUAGCGCCGUCACUGGCAGCCAAUGUGUGAAACGAGUACCCUGUAAGGGGUUAAUAAAAAAAUAAAAUAAAAAUAAAAAACAUGAUUAGAUGUAUAAAUAAAUUACCAUUUAUAUAAUUAUUAUUAAUUAAAUAAAAUGAUAUAAAAAUGAGAGUAAAAGUACAUAAUCAACAAAGAACUUUUUUUAGCUUCACUGUAGGCACGUUAAACUCUAAUCAAAACAUACAAAUUUAGCAGCUUUGACCACUAAAUUGAGUGUUUUAGGAGCAUUUAUAGCAUUAGUAGCAUUGAUAUAAAUGUAACAAAACCACUUUUUGUCUGUUUUACAGCCAUCCUGUGACUUUUUUAUCAACGACAUCGUUUGAUUGUGCGGCAACACGUCGUGCCUCGCUAGCUUAAACUGCUAAGCGGAUGUCCAAAUACUGCCAAUUUGUGGCACAAUUACCUCAUACCUGGUUCCGCUUUCUAUCAAAAGUCAAGAUUCUGGGAACAAUAAUGCCUUCCACUUGCUGCGUCCAUCUUUGCCAAAUAGCCUAUUCCAAAAAAAUAUAUCAAUAUGCAUUGUAGCCGUCGUAUAUGUUACACGCCUUUCUUAGGAAUAAAGUAUUAACCGGUAAUCAGUGUCUACCAUUGUUUAACCUUUGACAUACUGACAUUUGCAUGCAAACGAACACGUUUUUGAAGCUGUAAAGUAGCAAAACGGAUGAAAUAGUGAGUUGAUGAUGACUAGCCUAACCGCUAGUAAUGUGGUGCUUUUGUUGUGUUCGAUGUCAAAAGAAUAAACACUUACUCGCACUUGUCUCUUUCACAAUUAUUUGCAUGGAUAAUGAAUGCAGGUAGACAAAAACACAUUUUUAACA
Molecule: messenger RNA, 3895 nt
Organism: Corythoichthys intestinalis (scribbled pipefish)
Lineage: Eukaryota; Metazoa; Chordata; Actinopteri; Syngnathiformes; Syngnathidae
Product: protein SSUH2 homolog
Exons: 12
Coding region: 106-1173 (355 amino acids)
Source: RefSeq, a predicted model, not a curated record